Molecule: messenger RNA, 1867 nt
Organism: Venturia canescens
Lineage: Eukaryota; Metazoa; Arthropoda; Insecta; Hymenoptera; Ichneumonidae
Product: tetraspanin-12-like
Exons: 9
Coding region: 211-1656 (481 amino acids)
Cellular component (GO): plasma membrane
Source: RefSeq, a predicted model, not a curated record
AACGUUCGUUUGAGGGAAGUAGAGGUGGCAGGGCUCUCUGAUCGAGGCGAGUUUAUUCGCGAUAGUUUGCCAGCGCACACGAAACCGAUCGCAGCCCCAAAUUUCUCGUCUCUUCGAGAAGAUACUGAUAAAAAAACGUUCAGACAUAACCUCUGAAUUCGAAGCGAUUCGAUCAAAUAAUUAACACGAUCUGCGCGAAAACGAACCGAGAUGGAUUCUGUAAUGAAGCUCUCAACGAGCUCACGAUGUAUCAAGUACCUUAUGUUCAUUUUCAACCUUUUGUUCGUGAUAAGUGGCAUAAUUUUGCUCUCCAUUGGAGCAACUAUUCAUGCUGUAUUCCGUAGCCAUCAACAUUUCCUUGACAACAGUUUUCUCUCUGUACCAAAUCUUUUGAUUGCUAUCGGCACUAUUAUUUUCUUCAUCGCAUUCUUUGGAUGUUGCGGCGCAGUAAAGGAAAAUUACUGCAUGAUACUCACGUUUGUUUCACUCAUGGUCCUCGUAUUCAUUCUUGAGUUGGCCGGUGGAAUUUCUGGCUAUGUAUUGAGGAACGAAGCACAGGAGGUUGUUAGGGAAAAAAUGUUGGAAACGUUGCCAAAGUAUCAGAAUGGUUCAGAAAUUUUCAACAUGUGGGAUCAACUUCAAGCAGAUUUUCACUGCUGCGGCGUUGAUGGUGCAGAGGAUUGGGUGAAGCACUUGGUUACCAACAAUAGCCAGGUGCCCAUGUCUUGCUGCCUUCCUCAGAAUGGGAUCAUUGGUGAAGCCACUUGCAACGUAAACUCGACAAAUUUGUAUCAUGCCGGGUGUUUUACUAAAUUUGUAUCAUUUAUUGGUGGUCAUGCCGUACAACUUGGAGGCGUUGGAUUGGGAAUCGCAUUCAUUCAGCUCACAGGAGUUAUGAUCAUUUUCGUUGGCACCAAAACACUCCAUAUAUUCAACGAUUUUUAUUACUUCCUCGUACCGAUCUACUUCUCCCCAUCCACGUUGCUCAUCGUAGUGGGUGUGCUCACUUUCGUUAUCGCAUUUUUCGGAUGCUGCGGCGCUCUUAAGGAGAGCACUUGUAUGGUUCUCGUCUUUGCAGUGUCGCUUUCUUUAGUCCUCGCACUCGAAGUAGCCGCAGCAAUAACAGCCUACGUCCUCCAGGAUGGAGUAGUUGAUUAUUUGAGUCACAAAAUGACGUCGAUGACAAACGAUUACACCAUCGUUCCAGGAGUCAGAGAGGCUGUUGACUUCAUGCAAUCAACGCUUCACUGUUGCGGAGUUCACGGUCCCGAAGAUUGGUCCUACGUAAACGAGGCACUCAAGACCCCCGCGUCUUGCUACCGUUGGCACGCCAUGGAUGAGAACAAUGUCAUAAGAGACAUAGGACUUUACGAAACUGGAUGCAUUUACAGUCUCUCGAUGCUCGUUCAUCGGAGCGCCUUGAAUCUCGGAACCGCUGCCAUGGCAAUUGCUCUUAUUCAGUUGACGGGAAUCAUGUUUGCGUGCACUCUCGGCCGUGCAAUAAGACGCCAAAAAACAAAUCGUGAGAGACGAAGGUGGGAACUCCGCCAGAGUUUGGUCAACGGUUAUCAUCCAUUGGGAAAGACUGAUCCCCAAACGACUUUCCCAGUUAUUUACAUGCAGCCAGACUUCACAACCAAAACGCCCGUUCAAUAAGAACAUCAAGAAGCGUGACAAAAUCGAAUAAAUGAUUAUUACUAUAAAACAAUAUUUUUCCGAAGUGAUAAAAAGUAUUUCUACACAUUUUGCAUAAAUUAUGAUACAUAUUUAUAUCUUCGUGUACUGAUAUAUCCAUAAAAGAAUCUUCAAUUUGUUCACAAAAUGUUGACCAGCAGGAAAACGAAAAAUAAAGUUUAUUUUGUCUCUA